This is a messenger RNA of Melanaphis sacchari, 922 nucleotides long. RefSeq names its product viral IAP-associated factor homolog (gene viaf). Bases 145 to 831 code for a protein of 228 amino acids. The record is from RefSeq and is a predicted model, not a curated record. NCBI's taxonomy places the organism in Eukaryota, Metazoa, Arthropoda, Insecta, Hemiptera, Aphididae. Gene Ontology annotation, cellular component: cytoplasm. The transcript has 5 exons. Gene Ontology annotation, biological process: protein folding.
CGUUUCCCUUACCUAAAUAGUAUUUUCGUAGUUAAGAUAAUCCUUUAAUCUUUCACCCCAUUUAUGGAAUAAGUAGUAUUAAUUUACUUUAAACAAUUUACAGCUUACUGCUUAUAGAACUUGAAAAAAAGAAAGAAAUCAACAAUGCAGAACCCAAAUGAAGACACUGAAUGGAACGAUAUAUUGCGUUCUAAAGGAAUACUUCCACCUAAAAAAGAAAAAGAAAUUACAGAAGAAGAUGUCAUCAAUCUUGUAGAACAGACAGUCCGUGAAAAACAAAAUGGAGAAAAAAAGGAUAUGGUUGAUAUGUCAUUGGAUGAAUUGGAUGAACUAGAAGAUGAUGAAGAUGAACGAAUACUAGAAGAUUAUCGUAGACGUAGAAUAGCUGAAUUAAAAGAACAAGCACGAAAAGAUGUUUUUGGUGAAGUGAUAGAAAUAAGUGGUCAAGAUUUUGUGAAUCAAAUUAAUAAAGCAGGACCUGGAAUUUGGGUAGUUUUAUUGUUACACAAACAAGGAAUUCCAAUUUGUGCAUUAUUGACUGAAUAUUUAAAUCAUUUAGCAAGAAAAUUUCCUGCUACAAAAUUUGUCAAAAGUAUUUCAACAACUUGCAUCCCAAAUUAUCCAGAUAGUAAUUUGCCUACUAUUUUCAUAUAUUAUGAAGGUGACCUAAAACAGCAAUUUGCUGGACCAAGAUUAUUUUCAUUAACAACAACUCAAGAUGAGUUUGAGUGGAUGUUGGGUCAAACUGGUGCUGUAAAAACAAAAUUGAAAGAAAAUCCUAGACCAAAGACUAGAGAUGUAUUAUUUGACAAUUUACUCACUAAUAUGUGAAGAAAAAUUGCUCAUUAUGUUCUUAAGUUAUAUUUAUAUUUUUCUUCCUUACUGUUUUACGUUUGUCAAUUUUUUUAUAACUAAUCAUCAU